GCUGCCUGUGCCACGGACGCCGCUCGCAAAGUGAUUGGCUACGUCAGAAGGUGGCCCAACAGUGGGCAGAUUCUUACUCGUGUGUUGAUCAUGACACGACAGAAGGUUCUGUCAUUGAUGUCUUAUUGAUCAACCUUUUUUUUCAAUUCUUUUUUCUUUAUUUUGUAUGUCAAAAAAUUCUCUUUCAUCAUCUCUUUCUCUUCAACUAUACCUUUUCACCAUUGACAUUGAAUGUCAUAUUCAAUUACAAGUUAGUACAGCUUUGUUACUGUACUGUUAUUAUCUGGAACUCACUUUUCGCGUCACCCUCUCCGACUAAUAUCCGGGAGGCUGGGGGUAGUUCGAGAGUGUAUUGUGUACAGAAUCCACCGCACCACCACGUGACUAUUGCCUCACUAGCGCGCAGGCGUAACUUCUUUUCAAGCGACAUUUUGAUUUCCAGAAUUCCUUCUUCCCAAGCAGCAACAAAAAGUUAUCACCUCCAUCAGAUUAUUUAUCCGCGAUUAUCUUAAUCAUCUCGCGCAUUCCUUACGCGUCAAUAACUAUCCUACCAAUACGCCUUACAUAUAUCAUUGAACUUUUUUGAAGCUGUGUCGCGACGAUGGCGGAUGAGGCAAGCACGCGAGAUGAGGUGGUGCCCCCUCAGUCCCCAGGCACUUCAGCUCCAGAUGCUGUUGUAGAGCCCCAAGCCGAUGUGUCGGAAGGCGCCAACGGUAGCAAUGGUGUUGAGGACGAAGCUGUUUCCGACGAUCCAGUCGCGACUUCCGGUACGAGCGCGACGGAAGAAGUUAAAAGUAGCAACGCCGAAGCCAAACCCGAGAAAAUGGACGAACAAACAAUUCCCGAUCGCUCAGUGCAGGAGGCGCCAUCCGCGUCUACCCCCGCAGAUGGCGACGAUGCAGAAUUGAAGGGCGAAGAACAGUCAGAGGAUGGAGCUCAAGCAGCGGAUGAGUCUGCAGAGUUAGCAGAUGGUGCCGCUAGCACACCAGCUUCAGCCAGCAAGUCAAAGGGCCGACGUAAGUCUGGCGUGCCAGAACACAAGAAAAAGUUGAACAAAAAGCAAUCCAAGGCGAAAUUGACGCAUACGGAUGCGAAACCCGGCGAUUACUUCUAUGUGCGAUUGAAGGGAUAUCCUUUGUGGCCUGCAAUUGUCUGCGACGAGGAUAUGCUUCCCAGCACCCUCAUCAAAUCUCGCCCAGUCACAGCAAUGAGAGCAGAUGGUACAUACAGAAGUGAUUACGAAGAUGGUGGUUCUAAGGCUAAAGACAGAACUUUCCCUGUCAUGUAUCUUUUUACGAAUGAAUUUGGCUGGAUACCAAAUUACGAUCUCCUUGAUCUCGACCUAGAUACAGUCGGGGACGUUCCCAAUAACAUGCGCAAAGAUUUGUAUGCUGCGCAUCAACUCGCUGCCGAAAAAAACGAUUUGGAUUAUUUCAAAACUGUCUUAACAGAGUUCAUGGAGCAGAAGAGAGCGGACGAGGAAGCCAAAGAGGCUGCAAAGGCAGCCAAGAAGGCAAAGAAAGAGAAGAAAGAAAAGACGCCAAAGAAAGCUGCUCCUAAAUUGGAUGAUAAUGAAGACACAGAGAUGAUGGACGUCAGUGCUAUCCCUGAUGACGAGGAGGUCGAAGUACCAAAAUCAACUCAGAAGAAGCGCAAAAACCCUUCACAGGUUCCCGAAGAUGAUACACAGCAGCCUGAUACCGCCCCAAAGAAGCCUCGUAUCAAGUUAAACAAUACUCCAAAGGCUGCGAAUGGUACAUCUACUCCAAAGCCUGCCAAAGAAGCAAAGGAACCCAAGUCCGCAAAGGACAAGAGCAAGCCAAAGAAGGCUGCUGCGAAAACCAAAGACACCGCCCCUGUCGCUCCUCCCGAGCCAGAACUCACCCCAGAAGAGAAGAGGGUCAAGAAAGAGAAAGAGAUCCUGUUUUUGAGGCACAAACUUCAAAAAGGUCUUCUGACUAAAGACCAAGAGCCCAAGGCAGAUGAGAUGCAACAAAUGUCCGAGUAUGUGAACAAACUCGAAGGUUAUGCCGAUCUCGAGGUUAGCAUCAUCAGAGCAACCAAAAUAAACAAAGUUCUCAAGGCCAUUUUGAAGCUACCUGUCAUUCCCAAAGAAGACGAAUUUCAGUUCAAAUCAAGGUCUCAGAGCUUACUUGAUAAAUGGAACAGACUUCUCGCUAGCGAACAGGUUGCACCAGCUACCACUGAGGCCCCUGCCAACGGCACCAGGGACGAUAGUAAGGAGAAAGAUGAGCCAAAAUCAGACAGCGUGGCAGCAAAUGGCAUCGCCCAAACCGAUGAGUCAAAGGCAGAAGAGAAAUCACCUGCCCUAGACACGCCACUUACCGCACUACCCAAAGAAGAGGUUGCCAACAAUGACGACCCCGCCCCUGUCGCAGAAGAAUCUUCAAAGGAAGCGGAAGCACCAGCUGUUGAAUCAGAAGCAUGAUUAUUUUCUUUCUGAGGAAAGCGAAAAAUACACCAGCUUAGGCCAAACAAUUUGCGGCCAGCGUGUGCGAUCAACAUCAAGAUCGGUUAAUGAGCAGAAUUGGUCCCCUUCAUGUCUCCAGUCGUCGUCUUUUCAGGCAUCGUCGUCCCGACUUGAGGUUGAUAGUUUUGCAUUUGCUUUGCGGGUUCCCAUUGUAACACUAAGAGCUAUCGGAUUGUUAUUUCUUUUAACCCCUGGCUUUUCAGAAUGCCACAAAUCACCCUUGUACAAAUUUCCUUUUCUGAAAAGCACGUUAUGGCGGAUGCGUGGGGAGUUGACUGCGGAUUUUCAAGUUGGCCCGGAUGAACGCUCACUUUUCUUCUUUGACAUUAAGGUUUUCUUCAAUUUACGUUAGGAAAUUGGCCCAAAAUCACAAAUAAGAUAUGAAAACAAUAAUGGCAAUUCUCAAAUUA
Molecule: messenger RNA, 2901 nt
Organism: Botrytis porri
Lineage: Eukaryota; Fungi; Ascomycota; Leotiomycetes; Helotiales; Sclerotiniaceae
Exons: 6
Coding region: 602-2449 (615 amino acids)
Source: RefSeq, a predicted model, not a curated record